AUGGAACAAUAUCAAGAACUGGAACAUAAAGCUGCUGGUCACGAUGGUACUCUAACGGACACCGAUGGCACGCUUAUAUUCAAACCUUUAAAUCAACGGGAAUUUGCCUUCUACCAGUCGGUGCAGAAUGGGGUGGAACACUCAGAACGACAGGAUCAGGGGGAUAUUCCAUUGGAGUCAUGGAUGCCCGUGUUUCUUGGCGUGUUAAAUGAGGGGAAGAACUUGUCCUCAGAUGAGAAAGUCACGGUAAUUACGGAUGGGUCUAGCGUUCAUUUGGAUACUAAGGUCACUCCGGCAGGUGAUGUCCCAUCCCAAAAGUAUCUGGUCUUACAGAACUUGCUGGCUGGGUUUAACAAACCCAAUGUUUUGGAUAUUAAGUUAGGGAAGGUUCUCUAUGACAGCGAUGCAUCUGAUGCCAAAAAACUGAGGAUGCAAGAAGUUUCAAAAACUACAACCUCAGGUUCUUUAGGCUUUAGGAUAUGUGGUAUGAAAAUUCAAAGAAACUCUAGAUGUAAUGAUGUUCUCAAGGAUGAGCACUUCGAAGCUGGGGCUUCCGAUGAUGAAUACAUAUUUGUGAACAAAUUGCUCGGGAGGUCGCGCACUAAGGAGGACGUUAAAGAUGCCAUUGACAUGUUCUUUGCUCAUGACUCGCUCUCCGUAGAAAGGAGGAGGCAAUUGAAAGUUAUGUUUCUGAAAAGACUGCAAUUGUUCUUCAACACCUUGUUGGAUGAAAAUGUGAGGAUGAUCUCCAGCAGCCUCCUCUUCGUCUACGAGGGUGACGUGGCAAGGUGGGAUGAGGAACAGGAUGCGGAUACCAUUCUCAAUGAAAGUUUUAUGCAAGAAGAUAGCAGCGAUGAGGAAGUCGAGACCCACCCCGACUCAACAGGGAGCACGCCACAGAAAACUGCUGUGCCGCUGAGCUCGAUGUCUCUAAUAGACUUUGCCCACUCAAGAGUGACUCCGGGAGCCGGAUACGACGAAAACGUCGUAGAGGGCGUGGAGAGUCUUUUGGAGAUAUUCACCGACAUUGCCAAAUGA
Molecule: messenger RNA, 1038 nt
Organism: Huiozyma naganishii CBS 8797
Lineage: Eukaryota; Fungi; Ascomycota; Saccharomycetes; Saccharomycetales; Saccharomycetaceae
Gene: ARG82
Product: inositol polyphosphate multikinase
Exons: 1
Coding region: 1-1038 (345 amino acids)
Biological process (GO): inositol phosphate biosynthetic process; phosphatidylinositol phosphate biosynthetic process
Cellular component (GO): cytoplasm; nucleus
Molecular function (GO): inositol-1,4,5,6-tetrakisphosphate 3-kinase activity; inositol hexakisphosphate kinase activity
Source: RefSeq, a predicted model, not a curated record